UGAAAAUGGUUAAACCUCUAUAGACAAAACUGUGUCAGCAAGAAGCGAACGGGAUCGCUGCAUUUUCCGCGAUUGCCUUACAUGGGACUAAUUUUCGGUGCAAGUCCUGAAGGCUCUCCGCCUACUAGCCACUGUGAUAAGAGAGAAUCUAUUCGCAAUUUUUGGAAUCUUCAGUGACUGGCCAACGUUGACGUAAUUAUAUUUAUGAUAUCAAUUCGCACGACAUCUUAUACAUUUACCACACAUCGGUCAAACGAAGUUUAUGCAGAUUCAACAUCGCUAAAAAUGUGAUUUCCCUAUAUUCCAACGAGGCUUGUCAUAAUUCAGAUCUGUACUAAAGCACGUGAUAUGUCUUCCGACAAAGAAGAAAUAGUUUCUCCACCAUCCAAACGCAACGAUGUCGCCUAUUCAAUCAACGCCUAUGAAGACACACGAAAUGCAAAUAUAGCGGUGCCUCACGAUCCUACCGACUAUAUUCAAAAAGCCCGUAUAACUCGAGCACAGCCUCCGAAACCUGCAUAUGAUCCACUGCAAUUCGUACAGCUGAAACCAUGCAGUCUGGUGAAGAACGCUCAAGCGCAGAUGCUGAAAGCGGAUGAAGUUAAGAAGGUUAAAGAUGAAAAAAAGGAAGAACCGGAAGAGUGGCAAUGUAACUUAGACAACUGGAAAUCGUCCAGGAGGAAACGAGUUGAACACAUAAUAGACAGGGUAGUCGAGGUGAAAAAAUAUGAACUGGAGGAACAUGAUCGAAAUAGAAGAAAAUCCAAAACAUUCAAUGAAAUGAUGGAAGAAAGGGGCUCGAGGCGGCUUAAGUUUCUUCCCGUUUACACAGAUGAUGAUAAUAACGAUUUGAGCGAUCUUGGAAUACAUUCUUCUGAUUCAUCACAAAAAACAAUCGAAGAAACUAACGUGGAAAACUCCAGAAACACCCCUUCACCAGAAACCUCUACGGACAGGGAUUUUAACGAAUACACAUACGAGGGAGCAAUCGAAGAUUACAAAAGCCGGAUUUCCCGAGCAACACAUGCAGCUAAUGACACCCAACGACUUGAAAACAAGGGCCAGCCGAAAGUGAAGAUCCAAUUACAGGUAAACUUACGCAACGAGAUUGCCCCACUGCCAUCGGACAGGAAGCUUUCGGAUGCAUCAAUACCUGAGAUUCCCAAGAUUGAUUUUCUAAAACGGAAGGAGUUGUUCGAAAAAGAACAAGAACAGAAGAACGAGACUGAUUCAAGACGUCAGUCAACGGAUUUUGUAAGCACAUUAAGCAUAAAAGAAAGACUAUCAGUAUUACAGCUCAAUCAGACCCAAGAAUCCACUGAGUCUGAAAAGCAACAGCGAACAAUUCCAGACGUUUCAUUCACUGAUUUGAAAAACCGAUUGGAAAUAUUCGAGAGAGAAAUUAGAACUCUGGCGCACGACAAAGAAGAUCCGUCGCCACCCUUCCCAGCUAUGUCACACGAAAGCUCGGUAGAACCACUUGUUAGUGCAGUGAAAGACGAAUUGAAACAGGAAGAUGAGCUAUUGGAAAAAUCACAUUACUACCCCAAUUCUUACAGUGAAAUGUUAACUCAGAAGCAAAAUUUAACGCUUGAUGAGAACGAGAACAUUGAUACGGAUCGAGAAGACAGCGGUAUACAUACUACAGAUGUCUCCUGUUCUGUUUCACAAGCUGACGAGCAGACUGAAGAUGGCGAGCAUCUUCCACAUGAUGAAUCCAAUGUAAAACCGAUCCACACUGUAUCUAAGGAACAACCCUCAACAACUCCUGAAGAUACUAUUCAAAUGGAAUUCGAUGAAACGAACGACAUAAGUAUAUUAGACGAUGCUUUGGAAAUGGCAUUCCAAGAAAUUGAUAAUAUGGAAACAACUGCUCCGCAGCCAAUAGACUCCACCAUUCAGGAGCCAAUUUACCAAAAUAUUACCGAUAUCGAAAACACCACAUCACAACAUUCGGAUGAUAGAGUCAAUGCUGGCAAUGAGCCCUAUUACCAGGUUCCAAAGUCCCAAGAGCCAUACUAUGAAGUACCAAAGACAAAACCGAUCCCUUUGUAUGAGAAUGUGGAUAUGAUGCAGUCGGUUGCCAUCAUUUCUGAGGGUGGCUCUGAUACUAGUUUUACUGUCAGCCUAAACCAUCAACUACCGCCGAAAGAGAAACCUCCUCCUCCUCCUAUAGAAAGUAAACAAGAUGGUGGUUGUAGUGAUUUUACUUGUAAUUCUAAUAGUGAAAAUUUUAAACGCAUUAAUUCUACCAAACGUAUUAAAAAAGAACUUCACAACAAGCGAUCGAGUUUUCUUGGAAUCGAGACGGAUUAUGUAGAUGAGGAUGGAUUUAUGAAGUUUUCUAUAGCUACUCCCCCCAGAGCCGCUGCGUCUAUCCUGCAGGAAGAAAAACGGCUUGAAAAGCAAUAUCUGUUGCAGACCGGAUUGUACGAUCAUUCUGAUGCAGCUGAAAGCCGGGAUUCAGGAAUGUCGGAAAACCACUCACGUCAAAGCAGCGACAUAUUCACUACUUCAUCGGACGACCCGGAAGAACUUAUCAAACCAAAAAUAGGAGAUUUAAAUUUACUGAAGUAUAGAGAUUAUGGUGAAAAUUCUUCCCAAAAUACCUUCUUCUCGCAAGCUGAGGAUGAGUAUGGAUAUCAAACAAGAGAUAGCCAAUUGCUCCAACUAGAGGAUUUGCGAUCUCCUAUUCCACAACCAAUUCCACCAGCGAAGCCUUUACGUUCCCCACAAUACUUGCACAAACAGUACAAUUCAUACAACGAGCAUAGUAAAUCUUUGUCAAAUGUUUCAAAUAUCGACUACAGCGAUAUGAUUAGCAGCACAGUAUCAUCAAGCGAAACCCAAAUAGCUUUCCAUAGCGCAUGCAAUAACAUUGAUAGUAUAAUGUCUAAUGAAAACUGUGAUCAAAACCGCCUGUACAAUAACCUACAUGUGACUGAACGUGGCUUAGAUUUAACUAAUUGUUUGCCGAAGAGUAAAUCACCAGAUAACUGGGAUCAAUAUGGGCUGUCGCGUGAAACUAAUGAAACCUCCAUGGACGCCUAUCCGCUUCACGACAGCCUACUGCGACAACGUAGCUAUACGGAAUGCUCACCACAAUGGAACGUUAAGGCAAGUAGACAUGCUAACCGGAAAAGUGAUUCAUACACCCGUCACUGGUUUGUGCAGGAAGCGGAGCAGCGCAGAAUUGAACAGCAACAGCAGCAAGUAAGAGGCAAUUUAGUGUCGGGUUAUAGUCAGAACAAAAAUGCUAACAGAAAAUCGCUACCGGAAUCAGUCAUACAGACAAUUACGCAGCGAGUGCAGAAUCUAGGAAUAGGUUCUGAGCGACGAUGGCAUCCCGAAGGACACUGCCAAGCACGCAAAACGAAUAAUGAUAAUGGAUUAAAAUCUGAAAAAUUGAAUAUACAAAGUCACCAACGCCCAUCUGAUCACGACGAAAAAGUUCUCAGCGUCAGCGGAAAGAAAAAAUGUUCGCAUUGCAAUAAUGAACUAGUUUGUGACGCAUCGGGUCGAUACAGUGGACAAUCUUUUUUCGGGAACGAUUUCUGGCUCGGCUCAAAGUCAUUUUGUGAGGAAAUAAAUCGACUCUACAAAAGCGAUAAUCAAACAUCAUUUGUAGAAAUGGCUUUUUUCGUAACCACUAUUAAAGUUAAAUUAGCUGAUUUUGUUCCAGAUGUGAAGCCUAUGCAACUAGGGCAAUGUUUACCCAAAUCGUGCUCCAUCAGGGAUGUAUACCACAUCCUGAAAGAAGACCCCAUAUCAAAAAAAAUGUUGGAUUCCAACACAUGUCAAACAGGGAACACAACUCAGCACAACACUCUAUCUUGUAAUCUACUGGAUGUAACAAACUUACGACUAGUACCAGGCAGCUACACAUUACUGAACGACAAUCGAUUCUAUUUUUUAAGUUUAACCUUGAUAGUCUUGAUUACAACCGUUAUUUUUGCAACCUAUUACGAAAAUUUUGUUGGAGCAACAAUGAGUGACUCAAAGAAUACCAAAGGAUCGAUAAAUGCCAGCGAAGUAGAGAUUGAGAAGCUCUCCGGCAUGGAACAACUAGUCGAACCAGAUGUCAAGCCAUUAGAAUUGAGUAGUUUCAAUCGAAACAAUAAUAAUGGCCACGAAGGGUCCUUCGUUAAAAGUGAUGUACAAAAUUCGAAAGUUGGGAAGCAUUUGGGCAUCAUAUCGGAAAUUCUUCUUUGUUUUGCUGCCGGAUCGAACUCUACAACCAUUUUAUCUGUGGCAAAGGCUAAUAAGGAUUCGCUUACAUGUAUACAUGGUUUAAGACUAUACUCAUUGUUGUGGACAAUUAUGGUACAUACGUACUUACAACUAUUUGCCGUUGGUGAAAAUCGGGUAGCCAGAAAAAUCACUGAACGAUCCUUUAGUUACCAGGUCGUUGGAAAUGCAACGUUUUCUGUAGACACAUUUUUCUUCAUCAGUGGAUUACUAAUUGUUGUGUUAUAUUUUCGUUCAUCUAAAAAUGAGCCAUCAAAUGAAAAACAAAAUAACAACGUAUUCAACUCAGCUGCUUGCUCAAACAUAGUGUAUUCAAUAGUUUACCGUUUCAUUAGGUUGACGCCAACUUACUUGUUUGUAAUCAUAUUCAAUGAACUCGCCCUUAAAUGGACUUACGGGAGAUCAGUGUUCACACCGGGAAUAAUAGAUCACAUUACAUGUAAUAAAUACUGGUGGCGUAACAUACUAUACAUCAACAACUGGUACUCAUUCAGUGAAAUGUGUAUGAUAUGGUCCUGGUAUCUGGCUAAUGAUAUGCAAUUCUACGUUAUUGCAAUCAUAAUUUUAACAAUAUCAUCAAGAUACAUGAAAACUUCUGCCUUCCUAUUAGUUCUACUAAUGGUUUGUUCAUGGGCAACUUCAAUUUUUCUCUCCAUUCAUUUCAACUACACGUAUAAAGUUGCUGAACCUUUCGAGUCAUUCGACGUACUCUAUGAUAAGCCAUGGCAACGAAUUACGCCGUAUAUAAUUGGAAUGCUAACUGGAUAUAUUCUUCACUUCAAGAAAACGCCUCCCAAAGUACCUGUGGCUAUAAAUUUAAUAUUGUGGGCAUUUUCAUUGUUGAUACUAUUUGGAUUGGUUUUCGGAGUAUGGGACGGUACACUUUCUGUCCCCAUGACCGCGCUUUACGUAAGCCUUGGCCAUACAGCCUGGGGAGUUGCUCUCAUAUGGAUAACAUUAUCAUGCUGCUGGGGAUAUGCUAAGCCAAUCAAUGAUAUACUAUCUUACCAGGCAUUCUUUCCUUUAAGUAGGCUGUCGUACUGUGCAUAUUUAUUGCACCCAGUAGUAAUGAUGGCUACAUCUUUUCAAAUGGAAGCGCCAAUGCAUUUGCAACAUGUAAUAGUGAUCACCAUGUUCUUUGGAAAUGCUGUACUUUCAUUUAUAUUAGCAUAUUUUGUAUCUUUAAUAUUUGAAGCUCCUGUAGUAAAAUUGUUGAAACUAGCUUUCAGGAGAUGAAUCGUUCCGCGAGAGUGAAACGAAAUAGUUACCAUCCAACGCGACAGGAAAAUACAUAUCUGGUCUAAUAUCAUUUGUUAAUGAAGGUGAUCGUGAUAGCUUAAAAAGACUGUAUUUUUGUUUUGAAAUCCAGUAGCUUUAAAAAAACUGUAAAACAAGGA
Messenger RNA from Armigeres subalbatus, 5645 nucleotides. RefSeq lists its product as uncharacterized. The record is from RefSeq and is a predicted model, not a curated record. Bases 349 to 5484 code for a protein of 1711 amino acids. NCBI's taxonomy places the organism in Eukaryota, Metazoa, Arthropoda, Insecta, Diptera, Culicidae. The transcript has 22 exons. Gene Ontology annotation, molecular function: acyltransferase activity, transferring groups other than amino-acyl groups.